AUGUCUGACGAUGAUGACUUCAUGCAAGAUUCUGGCGACGAAGACUAUGACUUUGAGUACGAAGAUGCGGACGACGACGAGUCGGGUGACAUCGGGAUCGAGAAUAAAUACUACAACGCCAAACAAAUGAAGAUAGAUAACCCAGAGGAAGCGAUCGAUGAGUUCCUGGAGGUACCGGCUCUGGAGCAAGAGAAAGGCGAUUGGGGUUUUAAAGGUCUCAAGCAGGCGAUAAAACUGGAAUUCAAACUCGGGCGAUACAGCGAUGCGGUUGAACACUACAGAGAACUCCUUACCUACGUUAAGUCGGCCGUCACACGAAACUAUUCCGAAAAGUCUAUCAACAAUAUGCUGGAUUACAUCGAAAAGGGCUCGGACGACGACAAGGCCUAUCAGUGUAUGGAAGAGUUCUAUUCAUUGACGCUACAUUCAUUCCAGAACACGAAUAACGAGCGUCUGUGGCUGAAGACCAAUAUUAAACUGGCCCGCCUAUGGCUAGAACGCAAGGAGUACGGUCAACUGAGCAAGAAGGUGCGGGAGUUGCAUCGGGCAUGCCAGCGGGAAGACGGGUCGGAUGAUCCCAGCAAAGGAACAUACUUACUGGAACUAUACGCGCUGGAAAUCCAAAUGUAUGCUGAGACAAAGAACAAUAAGCGACUCAAAGCCCUGUAUCAGCGCGCCCUCCGUGUGCGGUCAGCGGUCCCGCAUCCUAAGAUCAUGGGCAUUAUCCGGGAAUGUGGAGGGAAGAUGCACAUGAGCGAGGAAAACUGGGAAGAGGCGCAGAGCGAUUUCUUUGAGUCGUUCCGAAACUACGACGAGGCGGGUUCGAUGCAACGUAUCCAGGUUCUCAAAUAUCUGGUGCUGACCACCAUGCUGAUGAAAUCCGACAUCAACCCGUUCUAUUCGCAAGAGACCAAGCCGUACAAGAGCGACCCCCGCAUCUCGGCCAUGACCGAUCUAGUCGAUGCCUUCCAGCGGGACGAUAUCCACGCAUACGAAGCGGUCCUGAGCAAGAAUCCAGAUGUCCUGGCCGAUCCUUUCAUCGCAGAGAACAUUGACGAGGUCAGCCGAAACAUGCGGACUAAGGCAGUCCUCAAGCUGAUCGCACCCUACACGCGAUUUACGCUGGCCUUCAUCUCCAAGCACAUUAAAAUCUCUAUCCCGGAGGUCCAGGACAUUUUGAGUUUCCUGAUCCUAGACAAGAAGCUGAACGCGAAAAUUGACCAAGAAAAUGGAACGGUUGUCGUGGAAAGCACUAGUGACGUGGAUCGACUACGAUCCCUCGAGGAGUGGAACGCAUCGCUUCGGACCCUUUGGCGGGCCACCUUAAAUGACGGGGAAGGAUUUAGGACGGAUGAAACGUCUCAACUCCACGGGUUGAGAGGCGGGCCCCUCUUCCAAUCGGGAUUUGGCGAUGAAGCACCACCUGCAGUGGGUUUACGUGCUGGGCGCCGAUUACGGACUGGAUGGAAGGGUAAAGGCUUAGGACACGGGCCCAAGGUUACAGGUGCAGGCGGAUAUUAA
This is a messenger RNA of Aspergillus bombycis, 1521 nucleotides long. RefSeq names its product putative COP9 signalosome subunit 2 (CsnB). NCBI's taxonomy places the organism in Eukaryota, Fungi, Ascomycota, Eurotiomycetes, Eurotiales, Aspergillaceae. Gene Ontology annotation, cellular component: COP9 signalosome. The coding region runs from base 1 to 1521 and encodes 506 amino acids. The transcript is spliced from 4 exons. Gene Ontology annotation, biological process: protein deneddylation. The record is from RefSeq and is a predicted model, not a curated record.